This is a messenger RNA of Protopterus annectens (West African lungfish), 4563 nucleotides long. It is a transcript of the gene PAXBP1, whose product is annotated as PAX3 and PAX7 binding protein 1. Gene Ontology annotation, molecular function: DNA binding. The record is from RefSeq and is a predicted model, not a curated record. The coding region runs from base 379 to 4335 and encodes 1318 amino acids. Gene Ontology annotation, cellular component: nucleus. Lineage: Eukaryota; Metazoa; Chordata; Ceratodontiformes; Protopteridae. Gene Ontology annotation, biological process: mRNA splicing, via spliceosome; positive regulation of transcription by RNA polymerase II. The transcript is spliced from 20 exons.
UAUUUAUUGCGCUAAGAGGUUGACAGAUAUGGUCAGGAGCACUAAUUUUUUUUGACGGACAGUCACAAAACAACAAUUGUAGGUAAACUCUGGGACAACCACAAAAAGAAAGUACACGUACAAAUAAAAACUACGACGACAACAAUAACAACAGUAAUUAAUAGAACUUUUCAAAACCUAACACUUUAGUUAUAGAAAUAAACAUCUACUUUAUUUGCUCGCGCUGUCUUUACGUAAGAUGCAAGACGUUUUCCAUUUUUCAACUAGCCGUUAGGUGUCGCUGUUUGCAGUUAUUUUUAGUGACAAGUCACUAUUAUCUGUAGAACGAUACUGGACGUUAGUCUUUGAGUGUAAAUAAAUGAAUAUAAAUACAAAACCAUGUUUAAAAAAGUGAGAAGGGUUAAUGUACGUAGAAGAAAUGCUUCUGAGGAUGAGGAGAAUGAAGAAAGCACUUCUGCAAAUAAAGAUUCGGGGGUUGGUACGGAGACGGUUAUUCCACCGGUUUUUAGUAUGGCUGCUGUAGCUGCUUGCUUUGGGGUCGAAUCAACAAUAGUCAACAAUACUAAUAAUGCUAGCUUUAUUCCACAAGGCAAUGGCGUAAUUGCAAAUGUCAAUAAACCUAAAGACAAAAAGAAACCGAAGGAGGAGAAAGAGAUCCCGAAGGCAAGCCUGCUUAGCUUCCAGGAUGAGGAGGAGGGUGAGCUUGCUUGUUUUCUUUUUUUCUGUUUUAAAAUGAUGAGUCUGUGGGUUUCAAAUGGUCUCUCUCUUUGGAACAGUUUCUAUUAUGGCCACAACUUGCUUGCGAAGUCCAGUAGUCGCCGUUCAUACAGUGAAAUAUUGUCAAUCAAUUUCUUUAUCCCCACCACCGCUUUCGGAGAUGUAUAUCUAGAAACCAAAAGCGCACAGUUAGCGCUUUCACCUCAUUGGCUUCUUCUGGAUUAUGGUAGUAGGGUUAAUGAUACGAGUAAUGUUUUUAAACCUAUUAGCACUUAUGUCCCGAUGUUACACCCUGUGUUGGAGACGUUUACAAGACUUAUAGAAAAUGACCUUUACAGUUUUUAUAACAACAACACUAAGAGAUUUUACAGUAAAGGGAAUCUCAACUUAAUAGAGAGACAGGUACUACAGGGUUUACGGGAUGAUGAUUCCAUCAUUAUUACUUCCGCUGAUAAAGGCGGUUGUAUUGUGCUCAUGGACUAUGAACACUACAAGAGGAAUGUGAACCAGUUACUUAGUGACAGUCAAUCCUAUAGCAGAUUGAACAGAGAAGAUGUUUUGAAGAAAGUGCACUUGGUGUAUGAUAUGAUAGAUGACCUGCUUAAGAGCACAGUUAUAGACAAAUAUGACCUCUUCCUGAUAUGGAGAGGCAAUGACAGGGAGUUACUAGAAUUUGAAGAGUAUAUGAAUGAAUCAGUAGACUUUUUGAGUUUUACAUCUAACUCAUCUAGGGAGUUUGUUGCAUUUCUGGAUGUUAAUAUCAUGAGGUUGGAUAAUGGGUUGGUGAAUACUUCCAUCCAUGGAAAGAAAUGCUAUAGGAAUACGCUCCUACACAGGGAUAGCAUGCAUCCCAGGCAUGUGUUUGAGAGCGUGGCUAGGAGUCAAUCGAUGAGAGCCUCCAGACUCAACCCAUCGGAGGAGGGUUUUAAGUUGGAGCUAGAUGGGCUGAGUCGCAGGCUUCAAGAAAGAGCCUAUAGGAUAGAUGAGAUUAAGAGAGCCAUUGAUGCUUCAAUUGAACUCAGGGGCACAAGAGCGUGCCCGUAUUUUUCGAGUCAGGAUCUCACAAUCCUGAGUGGACCAGGGAAUGGUUCGGAUGGCAAUGUCAACAAGAAGGGAGAUAUACUUAGCAUUCCUGUUUACUUUACUUCUGAUGUUGGAUACAUCAGAAGAAUAAUAGGUGAUAGAUGGGAUGUUCUGAGGGCAGAUGAUGAGAUCAUGAGACUUGUAGGAGACAAACCGAGGUUUAUAUACAAGAACAUGAAGAACAUUAAAAGGAUACUACAGCCUAGGUCAGUUAUAGAGAAGAGAGCACCGUCUUAUAACACCAUUCCUUGUGAACAAGUUCCCAUUAAAGUGGAAUUUGUGGAAAGUGUUCAGGAAGAUGCUUGUGCAAACAGUGAGCAAGGAGAAGAGGAGAUGGAAGUAGACAGUGAUAAUGAAGAUGAAGAAGAAAAGGUCAAAACUGGUGCCUUUUCCAGCUCUGUGCACUCUUCGUUGAAUCCUCUCCGCCCAGGUGAAAUCCCAGAUGCUGCUUUUAUUCAUGCGGCUAGGAAGAAACGACAGCUGGCUCGUGAACUUGGCGAUGUUCCUGUUGAUCCGGAAGUUAGCAAAGGGCGUCUUGUACGUGAAGAUGAACAUGAUGCUAGUGACGACGACGAUGAAAAGAGGCGAAUAGUCUUUUCUGUAAAGGAGAAGUCUCAGCGACAAAAAAUAGCAGAGGAAAUGGGCAUUGAUGGAACUGUGGAUGAGGUGCCAGCUACUGGAGAACAGGAUGAAGAAAUCAGUAUGUGGGAACAAGAACAGAUUAGAAAAGGAAUAAGCAUCCCACAGGUUCAGUCCAGUCCACCUACAGAUGUGAAUAUGUACUAUCAGAACACCUAUUCAGUCAUGCCAUACGAUUCGUCUUUUGCCAUGCCUUAUGUGUAUGCUGCUUAUGGUCCAGCUGAUGCCAAACAAGUGAAAGCUGACUCUCUUAUUUUCCAGCCUCCUUGUAGUACGAUGGCUCCUGUUACUAUUGAUUUGGUAAAGAAUCGACUUCAAGAAAGGUUGGAGUCCCUGAGAAAAGUGCACAAUGAAAACCAGCAACAGCAUGAGAAGUAUCAGCAGGAUCUUGCGAACUCCACCAAAACAAUUGAUAAACUGGAAGGCUCUUCUGAUGGCAUAGAUGAACGGUAUAGAUUCUUGCAAGAGUUGCGAGGGUAUGUCCAAGACUUGAUAGAGUGUUUCAGUGAAAAGGUGCCUGUGAUUAAUGAACUUGAAUCAGCAAUGCACCAGCUGUACAAACUGAGAGCUGCUCGCCUUGUCCAAAGACGACAAGAUGAUAUUAAGGAUGAAUCGUCAGAAUAUUCAGGCCAUUCAAGUAAAGCUACGGUGCCACCAACCCAUGAUGCAUUUGGUCGUGACAAGGCACUUUUUCAAGAACAUGCAAAACUACGAAGGAUUGCUGAAAGGGAAGCAAGAAGAGCACGCCGUAGACAAGCAAGAGAACUGUCUGGAAAAAUGGCUGAGCACAAUGAAGGCUUGUCUAGUGACGAUGAAGAAACCUCCACAGAUAUUACAAACUACAAUAUAGAAAGAGAAAGAAUUUUGGCAGAGACAAAAAAAGUUUUUGAAGAUGUACUUGAUGACUUUUCUGGUGUCGACAGCAUUAAGUUACGAUUUGAAGAGUUGCGACUUGAGUACUAUUCACAUUACCGGGAAGCCUACAUUGCCUUGUGUCUCCCAAGGCUCUUUAAUCCUCUUGUGCGACUACAGCUUAUACCUUGGAAUCCACUAGAGGCAAAAUGCCCAGAGUUUGAAAAUAUGCUGUGGUUUGAGUCACUACUGUUCUACGGAUGUGAAGAGCAAAAGGAGCUGCAAAAAGAUGAUGUAGACAUUGGUUUGUUACCUGCCAUUACAGAAAAAGUUAUUUUGCCUAAACUUUGUGUACUGGCAGAACAUGUAUGGGAUCCAUUCUCCACUUCACAAACGUCAAGGCUGGUUGCUUUUGUUAAGAGACUUAUCGGUGGAUAUCCUUCUGUUAUACAUGCAGAAAACAAAAAUACUCAGGCUCUUUUGAAGUGCAUACUGAUGAGACUCAGGCGAACAUUGGAUGAAGAUGUGUUUAUGCCCUUGUACUCCAAAACUGUGUUAGACAAUAAGAACAAAAAUUCUGGACCUUAUCUAUUCUUCCAGCGGCAGUUUUGGUCAUGUGUUAAGCUUUUAGGCAACAUUCUGCAGUGGCAUGGAAUAUUGUCAAACAGAGUCCUACAAGAGUUAGCAAUCGAUAGCCUGUUAAACCGAUACAUGCUCAUUUCUCUUCAGAGUACUGAAUGUGGAGAAGACGGCAUAAAGAAGUCAAAACGGAUCAUAACUUGUUUUCCAAAGCAGUGGUUCACUAGUCUUAAAGGAGAUAAAACAAUCCCCCAACUAGAAAAUUUUUGUAGAUAUCUUCUUCAUUCAGCCACUACAAUCUACAGAAUGAGUGUUACCGGUUCUGAUGCAGAUAAACGGAGUGCAAGAGAACAGAUGAAGCAAAUAAUAAAGCUUCUAGCAAGCAUCCAUGCUGUGGACCAUGCAGUGGCCGUUGCAAAUGAGCACAGUGUAAAAGACAUCAAGGCAGUACUUGAAGGAAAAUAAAAAUGUACAUUUGUUUUGAAUUCAUGGAUAAAGACAUUCCUGAUGUAUUUUGUAAAUAUGUACAGCUGUUUUUCUUAAGACCUUGUAAAUUAUUGACAGUUUUUAAAACCACAGUUGCACUAAAGCAUAGCAUACUUGCAUCUUCUAAUGUUUUUGUAAAUAGGGACUGUUCAUAGUGUAAAUAUAUUUUGUCAUAAGACAUCAGAGAUUAAAAAUAUUUUUCAUUUC